UAGUACGAUUAAUAUCGUUGCGUUGGAUUACCGAUUAGCCGAUUAAUUGAUAUAAUAAAAAACUAUAAUAAGAUUGUGCUUUUACAUCAAUACACAAUACACAUAUUACUAUAUUAUCACUCCUACAGUCCUACAAACAGAGCUCUCUGCUCAUUAUUUUGUAGACCAGUGAAUAGUACUGACUUACAUGUCACAUUAUUGUUACACUCGUCAAGUCUCAUUGCUCGUCAAAUCUCGUCAAAACUCGUCAAAUCACAAGCACAGCUACGUAACCACGACGUACACGGACCUAAAAUGGAUACCUCAUAUUCAAUUGUUCAUUUUUUCGACGAUGAAACAGUUGAGGCAAUCCCAUCGUUUUGGAUGAAAGGCAAGUUUUGUGCCUGGCCAAAAAAUAAUCUUUUCGUAAAAAAGUUUAUAGAAAAAAAAAUUAGAGUAAACGAAAAAGAAUUUAAACUUCUAAAAGCUAGAGUACUUACUAAAGGCAUAAAAACUGUUGAACAUGCAAGGAAAUUGGCUGAAGAAGCUAGAUAUAGAUCAGAUUUUUCUGCUGAUGAAUCAUUUAUUGAUAAAGCUUCUAAUAACCAGUAUUCUCCAACAUUAUCUAAUUCUUCUAUGCCUCUAUUUGAAGUAGAUUUUGAAAAUGAAGACCAACAUCAAUCUCAAUACACAAAAAAAGAUAAAAUUAGUAUAUCUCAGAAAAAGAUACACUGGUCACUUUCUCCUCAGGAAAAAAAGUGCUGGUCAUCUCCUAAGAAGAAAAAAGGCUGGUCACCUUCUCCUCAGAAAUUGAAACUGGCAAAAACUCAACCAAUUAUGUCAAAUUCUAAAUUGUCAUUGAAAUCAACAUCCCGUGAAGUGCUUAAAGUUUCAAUCAAUAAACAGUUUCAACAUAACCAAGAUGAUAACGAACAAACUCCAAGCCGUGUACUAAAAAAAAAAAAUAUAGAUAUUAAAAAUCCAGUGUCAAGAAAAAUUUUAUUUGACAAUAAAUCAGAUGAUGAUGAAAGUGAAAUUUUAAAUGAUGACACUGAAAAUGAUAAUCUUAACGAACUAUUUUUGAAUAAAGCAAUAGGACACAAUACCAAUAAUGGUACCACAAAAGAAAAAGGUUUGGCUAUAUGUAGUACUAUACCUAAUCUAACAGAAAUUGAUCAUAAUAAUAAAAAUGAUUUAUUGCAAUCUCAAAAUCAUAUAUUAAGACAUAUAACAUUUUUAAAAUAUGAGUUGAAACAAAUUUUAAACAAUCAAGCAAUAAUACUCGAUAAAUUUGACCAUAUGGAAAAAUAUUUUGAUCAAAAUUCAUUGAAUAAGAAUGUUAUAAAUAUUGAUAAUGUGGUCGACUUUAGUGACUGUCCUUUACCAAUCGAUAACAUCUAUGAUUUACAAACAUUUGAAGACAAGAUAGCUGGUGAUCAAAAUUAUAAAAAUCAAUUAAUCAUUGAACUAUCUCAUAUGGGAGGAAAAAAUGUAAAAUCAGUUGUCAAAAGACUUAUGUCAAAACUUUUUUCUGAUAGUUUGCUAUCAGAGUUCUCCUAUACUGGUAAAAAAGGAAAAAAAAAAAUUUCAAGUUUAUUCAUAUGUUCUGUUAUUUUUGAUGCAAUUAAAAAGCAAAUUAAAUUCAAAACUACUCCACUCAAUGAAGUUGAAGAUAUAAUAAAAUACAUUUUAGCUCAAUCUCCAUUUAACUUAAAAAGACAACUUAAAAAAAAAAAAACUCUUCCUAAUUCCAUUUAA
This is a messenger RNA of Sipha flava (yellow sugarcane aphid), 1737 nucleotides long. RefSeq lists its product as uncharacterized. The transcript has 12 exons. The record is from RefSeq and is a predicted model, not a curated record. Lineage: Eukaryota; Metazoa; Arthropoda; Insecta; Hemiptera; Aphididae. The coding region runs from base 295 to 1737 and encodes 480 amino acids.